AUGGAAAGGCUGGUGGAACGGUUGGAGAAGGCUGUGGAGCGCCUGGAGACGGUGUGCCAAGGACCUGGCAUGUGUGGAGAUGGCUCUUCCAAAGGAGUGGCUCAGUACGUGCAGGCUUUCGAUGCCCUUCUGGCGGGCCCAGUAGCUGAAUACAUCAAGAUCAGCAAGGAAGUUGGCGGGGAUGUGCAGAAGCAUGCUGAGAUGGUUCACGUGGGGUUGAUGAGUGAGAGGGCUCUUCUAGUGACGGCAUCUCAACAUCAGCAGCCAACAGAGAAUGCGUUUUCAUCGCUUCUGAAACCGAUUUCAGAGCAAAUCCAGGUGGUGCAGAAUUUCAGGGAGAAGAACCGUGGUAGCAAACUGUUCAAUCACUUAUCGGCAGUCAGCGAGAGCAUCCCAGCCCUGGGCUGGGUGGCCAUGGCUCCAAAGCCUGGUCCUUACGUGAAGGAAAUGACCGAUGCUGCCAUGUUUUAUACCAACCGGAUCCUCAAGGAGUACAAGGAUGUAGAUAAAAAGCAAGUGGACUGGGUGAAAGCUUAUCUGAGUAUCUGGACGGAGCUGCAGGCCUAUAUCAAAGAGUAUCACACCAUAGGGCUGACUUGGAGCAAAACAGGUCCUGUAGCAACAGAAGGGGCCAAAUCGCCACCCGUUCCCCCAGCCGGGGCUGCGCCUCCCCCCCCAGGCCCUCCUCCCCCACCUGCUCCUGCCCCCGCGAGCUCCAGCACAGAUGACUCUGCCUCCCGCUCCGCACUCUUCGCCCAGAUCAAUCGAGGAGAGGGCAUCACCUCUGGCUUAAGACAUGUUUCAGAUGACAUGAAGACCCACAAGAAUCCGGCACUGAAGAACCAAGGGGGUCCUGUGAGAAGUGGACCCAAACCUUUCACUGCUCCCAAACCAGCCUGUAACGCUAAUCCCUCCCAAAAAACCUCUCCAAAGGCACCUGCGUUACUAGAAUUAGAGGGCAAAAAGUGGAGAGUGGAAAACCAGGAGAAUGCCACUAACCUGGUAAUCAGCGACACGGAGCUGAAGCAGGUAGCAUACGUUUUCAAGUGCACAAAUAGCACGCUUCAAAUCAAAGGCAAGAUCAACUCCAUCACCCUCGAUAACUGUAAGAAGCUAGGGCUGGUGUUCGAUGACGUGGUGGGCAUCGUAGAGAUCAUAAACAGCAGGGACGUUAAAGUUCAGGUAAUGGGUAAAGUGCCAACAAUUUCCAUCAACAAGACAGACGGUUGCCACGUGUAUCUGAGCAAGAACUCCUUAGACUGCGAAAUCGUCAGUGCCAAGUCAUCAGAGAUGAAUGUCCUUAUUCCCACAGAGGGUGGUGACUUUACUGAAUUCCCUGUCCCAGAACAGUUCAAGACAGUGUGGAACGGUCAGAAGUUGGUUACCACUGUGACGGAAAUUGCUGGCUAAGCAGAAAAGCUCCAAGGCUCAUGUCCUCCCCUGGCCCUGCUGUGGGACAAAUCUGCUUUCAGAUGAUUCUCUUAGAUUUCUUGUACCUUUCUGCUCUCAAACUGCUUCUCUUCUACCCGAGAGACACAGCUACCUGCCGUCACUGAAAUACCUCUGGCUGGGGUUUGGUGUAGGUGGCGGCUCAGUUAUUGUCCACAUCUAUUAGCAGGAAGGUGUACUUUUUUUGUCCCCCCUCCCCUUGUUUGAUCUAACUGCACCAAUUGGUCAAGUCAGAUUUUCGGUGAACUUCACAGCCAGUACUGGCAGUUGGCUUUCAGAGUGUUGUUCAGGUUUUUUUGUA
Molecule: messenger RNA, 1750 nt
Organism: Tauraco erythrolophus (red-crested turaco)
Lineage: Eukaryota; Metazoa; Chordata; Aves; Musophagiformes; Musophagidae
Source: RefSeq, a predicted model, not a curated record